UUUAUUGGAUGUCGUGAGAAAUGUCCCGCCUCUCUCCAAAUUCAACAGCAGGACUCUGCUCCCAUUGGUCCACCGGGUCGGAGUCCAGAGAACAACAAACAAGAUAGGGUGAAGACCGUCGGGAUGGAUGCAGCAACCUUAACAUACGACACACUUCGCUUUGGAGAGUUUGAAGAUUUUCCAGAGACCUCAGAGCCGGUGUGGAUCUUGGGGAAAGAAUACAACGCACUCACAGAGAAAGAUGACAUUUUAUCAGAUGUCACUUCACGACUGUGGUUCACAUACAGAAAAAACUUCCCGCCAAUUGGGGGGACAGGACCGACAUCUGAUACGGGAUGGGGCUGUAUGUUACGGUGCGGACAGAUGAUCCUCGGAGAGGCCUUGGUGUGUAGACAUGUAGGCAGAGACUGGAGAUGGGCCAGAGGCCAGAGACAAAGAGAAGAGUACAUCAGUAUUCUCAACGCCUUCAUUGAUAAAAAAGACAGCUAUUAUUCCAUCCAUCAAAUUGCCCAGAUGGGAGUUGGAGAGGGAAAGCCCAUAGGCCAGUGGUAUGGACCCAACACAGUCGCCCAAGUUCUCAAGAAGCUUGCAGUGUUUGAUACGUGGAGCAGAUUAGUGGUACACGUGGCGAUGGACAACACUGUGGUCAUCGAAGAGAUCAAGCGCCUGUGUAUGCCUUGGCUGGACGUUGAAGGAGCCUGUUGUGAACCAGAGGGAGCGGGGGAGCUGAACGGCUGCCCAGGGGGGGCGUGCGCUCUGGCUGAGGAGGAGACGGCUCUCUGGAAACCUCUGGUGCUGCUCAUCCCCCUCAGACUGGGCCUGAGCGACAUAAAUGAGGCGUACAUCGAAACACUCAAGCAAUGCUUCAUGCUGCCUCAGUCCCUGGGGGUUAUUGGGGGCAAACCCAACAGUGCCCAUUACUUCAUUGGUUAUGUCGGAGAGGAGCUUAUCUAUCUAGACCCCCAUACCACGCAGCCUGCAGUGGACCCCUGUGAAGACGGACAGGUCCCUGAUGAGACGUACCAUUGUCAACACCCCCCCUGCCGCAUGCACAUCUGUGAGCUGGACCCGUCCAUUGCAGCGGGUUUCUUCUGCAGAACAGAGGACGAGUUUGAUGACUGGUGUAUGCGCAUAAGAAGGCUGUCCUGCAACAGGGGGGGCCUGCCCAUGUUUGAGCUGGUAGACAGUCAGCCCUCCCACAUGGUCAGCGUGGAUGCUCUCAACCUUACUCCUGAUUUCUCGGACUCCGACAGGUUGGAGCGGUUCUUUGACUCAGAAGACGAGGAGUUUGAGAUCCUUUCCCUCUGAGGAACAUUAUGAACAAUGAUUUGCUGUUCUCGACAGGUGGCAAAAGAUUCUCCCUCUAUUCUGUGCUUCAGAAGGGAGAACCGGAGGGGAUGAACAUUAGCUGGAGCCCUGUUGAGCCGCCCCAGCUCCGAUGGUGUAGUCAGUGUGUCACACAGCGUUCAGCAGCCUCUGAAAGCUCUCUGUUCCUACAUUGAGACUGCCUGGUUGGAAGUCGUAGCAGGAGCUCAGGAUAAAUUCUGUAUGCACAUCUUCACAUACAUGUUUCCAUUUGAGUCUUAACACUUUAAAUGUUUAUUCUGAAGUGAUAUGGUGCCUUUCCCUGACUCCAUAAGUUAAAUUGCCAUAACAGUUUUAUGUUGUAAAGAAACUCGACGGUUUAUGAGGCCCAUGGCUUACGUGGUUUGUCCCUAAUAACUAAAGUCUGUAACAGCCUGUAAUGAAACCAAAUUAAGUCAAAACUGCAGGUAAGUUGCAUUAAUUGCUCAUGCAAAGUAACCCUGACUUUUGAACACACAUCCAAUAAUUUGAUUAUUUAUUUAAUCACAGCAUAUAGACAGGUGAACAACAAUGUAAGAGGAAUACAAAUAAAAAGUCAGAAACUGA
This is a messenger RNA of Eleginops maclovinus (Patagonian blennie), 1911 nucleotides long. It is a transcript of the gene atg4b, whose product is annotated as autophagy related 4B, cysteine peptidase. The record is from RefSeq and is a predicted model, not a curated record. NCBI's taxonomy places the organism in Eukaryota, Metazoa, Chordata, Actinopteri, Perciformes, Eleginopidae. Bases 124 to 1308 code for a protein of 394 amino acids. Gene Ontology annotation, molecular function: protein-phosphatidylethanolamide deconjugating activity. The transcript has 13 exons.